Messenger RNA from Drosophila kikkawai, 2588 nucleotides. It is a transcript of the gene bru3, whose product is annotated as bruno 3. Gene Ontology annotation, cellular component: ribonucleoprotein complex; cytoplasm; nucleus. NCBI's taxonomy places the organism in Eukaryota, Metazoa, Arthropoda, Insecta, Diptera, Drosophilidae. Gene Ontology annotation, molecular function: mRNA binding. The record is from RefSeq and is a predicted model, not a curated record. Gene Ontology annotation, biological process: regulation of alternative mRNA splicing, via spliceosome; mRNA splice site recognition.
UUCUGUGUAGUUAAGUCGGAAUAUUUCGUAUAGUUCUCGUCGACUGUCGUGUGACAUUUGUUCUCUAAUUCAGAAACGCAUAUAAAAACACAUCGAUAAUACAAAUUACGAAUAUUCAUGAAAACAAACAACAAAAACCAAAAACCAUCUAAAUAUUAAAAUUUCAAUUCGCUUCAAUAAUAUAUUAUAAAUAUAACAACAACUUAAUCAAAUUAAUUCGCCACAAAAUCGCAAACAUAUUUGAAAAAUUCGUUGACUCGAUUCCAUAACACGAACAAGCCGCAUAUUCGAGUUUUUAACUGUUAAACCUAAACGAGCAGCAAGAUCACAUAGAGAGUGAAAAGAGAGAUACAUAGAUAUAUAGAGAGUACAUGCGUGUGUGCUUAAAUACUGGAAAAUACAGAUAAGAUAAAUACUAUAAGCACUAAACCAGCCGCCGAAUAUACAUUUAUAGCAGGCUAACCCCGAAAAGUAACGCAGAAAAUCAAAUACAGUCAAAUCAAUAAGUAACAGACAAUUCAAGUGAAAAUCAGAAACAAAUCAGAAACUGUUGAAAUAAAAAGUGCUAAAAAAUAACGACAACAAAAACUCGAGCAAAUAAGCAACAGCCAUUUUGAGAGAAAAAGAAAACCAAAAGCGUCCAGGGAAUCGGUGCAAAUCGUUAACAAUUUUUUCUCGCAAAGGCGCCACGUCCAAGAGCAAAUCGUUCCAUAUGGUUCAUAUUAUCGAAUUGGUCGGCCAGCCGAAGGUUGAGUUUGCUCAACAAGUUACUGUAAGUUGCCAUCAUCCAUUAAUACCACCAGCCAUCAAAUUAAUGAACCGUGCUUUACAGCUGAAGCCAGCUGAAAAUGAAAGUCGCAGCGAGCAUUUAGAUCGCAAGCUGUUCGUUGGCAUGCUCAGCAAACAACAAUCCGAAGACGAUGUUAGACAAAUCUUCCAUCCGUUCGGCACUAUAGAGGAGUGCACCAUACUGCGCGGGCCGGACGGUGCCAGCAAAGGCUGCGCUUUCGUCAAAUUCGGUUCGCAGCAGGAGGCCCAGUCAGCAAUAACCAAUCUACACGGAAGUCAAACUAUGCCGGGUGCAUCCUCCAGCCUGGUCGUCAAAUACGCCGACACGGAGAAGGAGCGACAAAUAAGGCGCAUGCAGCAAAUGGCCGGUCACAUGAACCUCCUGAACCCGUUCGUCUUUAAUCAGUUCAGUCCGUACGGCGCCUACGCUCAGCAACAGCAGCAGGCCGCCCUGAUGGCCGCCGCUGCCACAGCACCCGGCUCGGCCGCCGCCUACAUGAACCCGAUGGCGGCCCUGGCAACGCAGAUACCUCACGGCCUCAACGGCACCGGCCAGCCGCCGUCGCUUCCCUCGCCGACCAUGCCCAACUUCAACAUGGGCGCCAACACGCCCAACGGCCAGCCCGGAGGAGCCGCCGCCGCUGCCGCUGCGGCUGCUGCUGCGGACGGUGUCUUCACGAACGGCAUUCCUCAAACGGCAUUCCCAGGACAUCCGCUGCACUUGACUAUACCGCCACAAGGUUUGCCAAACGGCGAUGCUGCUACCCUGCAACAUGCCUUCCCUGGUCUGCCACCAUUUCCAGGAGUUGCCUUUCCCGCCGUCUAUGGACAGUUUCCACAAGCUUUACCACCUCCCCUAGCGGCGGUUGCACCCACUCAGCGUGAAGAUUUUCUGAUGUUCCCAGGAUGUUCAAUAUCCGGACCCGAGGGCUGCAAUCUCUUUAUCUACCAUUUGCCCCAAGAGUUUGGUGACGCCGAGUUAAUGCAAAUGUUCCUGCCGUUCGGCAAUGUGAUCAGCUCCAAGGUCUUCAUUGAUCGUGCUACAAACCAGAGCAAAUGUUUCGGUUUUGUUUCUUUCGAUAAUCCCGCCAGCGCUCAAGCGGCCAUUCAGGCAAUGAAUGGCUUCCAGAUUGGCAUGAAAAGACUGAAAGUUCAAUUGAAGCGGCCAAAGGAUGCCAGUCGACCCUAUUAACAAUCGGAGUUCCUUAAACGCAAUUCACACCAACAAACUGGAGCCCCAACAUCAGCAGCCUGCUUCCCAGCAGCUUUGCCAACUACUACACCAUUUUCCGCCGCACCUCCGACAGCAGCAGUCACCACAGCCCCCGCAACAGCAACAACAUCAGCACAUUACAACCAUCUUGGCGGCGGCUUUGGGCCGACACUACCCUCUGAGAGCUCCACCCACAACCCCCAUAACGCCCACAACGCCAUGCCCUACACAUUCGCCAGCUGGCGCAGCGGUACCUACUGCUACCGCUACAGCAACGAGAGCAGCAGCAGAAACUCCAACGACAACUGCGGCGACAACAGCAUCAUCAACAACCACACCCACAAUAGCAACAGCAACAUGACCGAUCCAGAGUCGCAGUCCAACGAUCCACCCAAUACCAACUGCUCCAAGGUGGAGUUAGUCGAGAAACUAUUCAUGUGGCAGCAGCAAAAGCGAAAGGCCUAGGAGAACUAGGAUCGAUCGCCGCACUGCAGCUGCAACAGGGAAACGAGCAACUAUUGAUGGGAUGGUCUUCAGCCCGGCUAAGAAAAAACGAUUAAAGAAAUUGAAUACAUGCUAAGCGUAU